AUAAAUAUAUAUAUAAGUAUAUAUAACUGUUCCAGUAGAAGUUAACAGAGGAGAGGAGCUUAACCAAGCUAAGAUGUCCAUGGAUAACAGAAAGAAGCCAGCAAGUUCCUCCAACUCUGGGAACUUGGUUUACUGGUCCUCCUCAUUUCCACGGCAACCAGCCAGAGUCCUGAUCGUGGAGGCACUGCCACCCUGGUGGUCAGAGACCUGUACGGUGCUUUGUGAUGCUCUGGAUAACUUCUUGUCCCUGGCCUGCAGUCUGGAUGGACCCUGUAGGAUACCGCUACUCAGCAUAUAUGCCAUCAGCAGGCAGCAGGAAUGUCUACUGCCAUUUGUGCAGGUUCGUGGUAACCUGGCCAGGCUGCAUUCCUGUGUUGAGGAGCUGAGGUCUAUUCCAGGUGAAGGUUGUAUCAGAGGAGCGACCAGAGGAGGCGAGUUGCUGCGACAGGCAGUGCUGGACAGUCUGCAGCAGUUUAAACAGUACAUCAGACACACCAGUACUGGCAACCAGGCAGGCAACAACACAGCUGUUGAGGUUACUGUGGUGACCAGCCAGCCAGGGCGGGCCAUUGUUCGCAAGUUGGAGACAGGGCUCAGAGAUGCUGACCUGGUGUCUCUGAAGCGGCUCUUGGUGGUUCAGCUCUAUUGUGCAGCAGACUGGGGCCAGGACAACCCCUCACCUGAAUCCACGCAAGCUGAGACUGAGGACUGUCUAAUGCUGGGAACGGAGGUGGACCUGCAGCAGGUAGAAAACAGUGUUUUCACCAUAGAGAUGGUGUUGAAGGCGUGGCUUCAAGAGCAGGGAGGAGACAGAGAGCACCUCCACCUCCUGCUGCCCAGCCCCCUGGAUAAUCCCAUUCCAGUGUGUGUGAAGUGUGACAUGCAGGAGCGUCUGAUAAGCCCCGCCCUCAUCCCACUGAACCCUAACUUGGGUGUGAAGACUGAGAGCGUCCGGGACUUCCUGUCUGUCACUAAGGGAUCAGCCAAUCAGAGUCAACCGCCACGGAGACUGAAAGCAAUCAAAAUUCUGCAUGCAGAUGGAGUGUGUGAGAGUGUGUUGUACGGCCUGCCGCUGGUGAUCCGCCCCACCACCUGCUGGCAGCUGGACUGGGAUGAAAUGGAGACCAACCACAACUUGUUCCAUGCUCUCUGCCACACACUCAGGAGUCGUGACCUGUUCCUGCUGCUGCAGGUGGAGCCCGCACAGAGGUCUACAACUGGAGGUUCAGGUGUGUAUUCUCACUACGUCCUCCAGCCAUCCCAGUCUCUCUCCCUUCUUUUGAAGCCUGUGGUCUCCAGAGAGUUGCUGCUGCCCUGCUCACUGCCUGUCCCAACUCAGGAACCUGCACCAGAAACCAUGCAGACUAUACAGGGCUGUCUCACUCAGCUGGAUGAGGAGUUUGUGUUCAGCCCUCUUUCUCUGAGCAGUAACCUGUACCAGCACCUCAGGAGCAGAGGCCUGCUGUCACAGCCACGAUACCCAUACAGGUUGCAGCCAGCCGCUGCCCACAGAGACCAGUCACAGCCACUAGAGGGCCCUAAAACCACAGGCAGCAGACAGCCUCGGCAGAACCAGGGUCGCCAACUGGGAACGAACAGCAAGGUCAGGGCCACUGUGGCUCCCUUCCCCUCUUCCUCCUCCCACUCGUCCUCCUCUUCCUCCAUGGCACCUCCUCCUGCUAAGGCCUCUCGUCCGGCACUGACGCUCCUCAGCAGCAGCAGUGGUGGAGGUCGCCGGGCCCCGGCCCCUACGCGUCAGGACGGUGACAAUGAUGAUGUUUCCAUGGUAAUACAGUAAGAACGCAGGAGGGUGGGAUGAGAAAAGUGGGCCAAGGGAACAAUAGAGUGACAGGGAGGUGACAGAGAGAGAGAGAGAGGUGGUGCAGUGCAUCCUGAACAUUUAUCACACACACUUCUUUCAGUAUCCUGUCCUGUCAACUUCAAAAGUGCUUUACAGUGAGCUAUAAGAUAGCUUAUUCAGCACACACACAUAAACACACACAUUCUGUGUCCAUUGUAAGUUUGUGAGUAAUUAAGCAGCUCAUAAAGGCUUUGAAGACUUUGUAAAGGAGGGCAUACACAACACACACACUACUCUGUGCUGCACUCUGUGUGGUUACAGCUUCUUUUGAUACUUGAGUUCGUCUCUAUUUUUUCUCACCACACCAACCGUAUUAGCUGAAUUUAACAAGCCUCUGUGCAUGAGCGCGCGUGUGUGUGUGUGUGUGUGUGUGUGUGUUUGUGAGAAAGGAAAGUUUCAACUUGCUGCCAUCUGCACAUUGCUGAGGCAGCAAAACGUCCAAAUCACACACCGUGAACAAUGAAAAAGCACAAGGAAAGAUGAAAAGAAGGGAAACAGCAGGACAAUGGAGGCCUGGAAGAGUCGCAAAAUGGAGGGAAGGAAGAGAAAGUUAUAAGAAAUGACAAAAAGAGCAAAAGGUGGGCGGCGAGGGAGAUCAGAGGGUGAUUAAAGGGUGUAUAAAAAGCCUUGUCUGCAUGUCACAGCGCACCCACUAGCACACAUGAACGGUUGAAAGCCAGAAACCAGCUUUAAAAUUAUGAUUCAGGCAUAAUAAAGCAGACAUAUUGCGGCUAUAGUAGUACAGUGACUUAUAGACAAACACACAUAUGCACAUUCCAUUUCCAUUUUGCCCUUAAGCCCCAGUCUGAACACAGCUUCACUGUUUUAAUGAGACAGAGAAUAAAGCAGCAGACAGAGGGGCCUCUCUGCACUCCUUCACCCCCGCAGCUCCCUCUCUCUCCGGGGGUUGAAAGGCAGCGUGAGGGGGGUCUGUGGUGGAUGGAAGGAGCACAGAGACUGCAAUAAAACUGCAGUAAGCUCUCUAAAAUAUUGAAUGUGACACACUGAGAAGGUUUGCGAUGAAGAAAAAUCUUCCGCCGUGUGUUUGAGGGGUUGACUCGAGUCCAUGCAGUGACAUCACUGUUACAUUCACACACAUUUAAUUGAUGAUUCGUGCUCAUACGCACACAUUGGUCAGUCAGACACAUCCACCGUCACUAUUAUUAAUGUAUUCCUCAUCCACACACACACACACACACACACACACACACACACACACACCGCUUAAUCAGUCUCCCGCCAUUCCACCCCCUUGUUGAACCUUAUAACAUUAUAGCCACUGCCCCGGUGGCAAAUGUCUUCAUGACAUUGUGAUGUCACAGGACUUCCGCAUUCACAAAUUACAUCCACAACGAUCCUAUUGUCCCCGAAGAGAAUUUGACCGGACCUCCGAAACUACCCACUGACAUUUUACCCACUCUCCUCUCUCACUCUAUAGUGUCUGUUGAGUCCUCGCGCACUCAGGGAAGUUGAGUCAAUGUGUGUGAGUUUCAAAAAAUUUGUUCAAAUAGAACAACAGCAGCCUCUCUGUCCGCAGAAAGGUCAAAAGGCUGGAGCCAAAGUUCCCCUGUUUGACCCUGCAGCGUAUCAGUCACACUCCUCAUUAAAUGUCACAACUGUUAGAGAUUAAUGGGCUAUGAGCAACAAAAGUGUCCCUAUUUGUGUUUGUAAAUUCAUUCAGUGUUGAAUGUAACGGAAGGCUCUCGCUAGUCAGGAGAGGUGUCAAGACGUUUUUGACCCGUAGCAGUUCUUUGUUCGUUGUUGUUUUUAUUCCACCACACAAACAUCUUUAUCGCAUAGUGUUAACUUCCUCAUGUUCCUGUUCAGCUUUCAUGUUCUGUCUGUUGUUUCAAAAGGAAACUGACUCAUUCACUCUGUAAAUUGAUAUUUCAGCAGUUCAGUCAUUUCAGGAUCUUCGAUCUUGUCCAUGUAUAAAUAUAUUUAUAGACAUAUUUAUUGACUUUCUCUCAGAUUUGUAUUUUAACAAUGUCUAAUAACUGUGGGUUAAUAAAGUGUAGAUUUUGGUUGGAGAUUUAUUGUGGUAACUGUUCUGUAACUUCUGUAAAGUAGCUUGACAUAACUUUACUUUGAAAAGAGGUCAUCUAACCACCUUUAACACCCACUGGUUCGCCUGCGCAGUGCUUGCACUAUGUAGAACUUCCACCGACAGGCACAGUCCAACUACAAGCAAAUCAAAAUUGUUGGGAAACCUUAUCUCAUCUAUUUUUUAUUCUGCAGAUUGCGGAAAUUGUGUCAGCAGGUUGUUAAUCCCUGCUUGUUGCCUCUUUGCGUAACAGUUUCAUGAGUUAAAGGUCCAGUGUGUAACAUUUAGGAGGAUCUAUUGGCACAAAUGGGAUAUAAUAUUAAUAGGUAUGUUUUUCAAGAAAUCGUUGUCUACA
Messenger RNA from Dicentrarchus labrax (European seabass), 4260 nucleotides. RefSeq names its product meiosis 1 associated protein (gene m1ap). Gene Ontology annotation, biological process: meiosis I; spermatogenesis; male meiosis chromosome separation. NCBI's taxonomy places the organism in Eukaryota, Metazoa, Chordata, Actinopteri, Moronidae. The transcript is spliced from 13 exons. The record is from RefSeq and is a predicted model, not a curated record. Bases 74 to 1798 code for a protein of 574 amino acids.